AUGGCCACUGUCACCAAGCCUUUGGUUCUGAUCACUGGUGCAAACCAGGGCUUGGGAUUCGCGACAGCACAGCAGCUUGCCAGCACCGGCCAAUAUAAUCUUCUGGUGGCUGCCCGCUCCCAGGAGAAAGCCGAAGGCGCAGUAAAGCAACUGCAAGAGUCUGGCAGUGAAGGGUCUUUGACUCCUAUUGUCAUCAAUCUGGACCAAGAUGAAUCCAUCGCUGCCGCAGCCAAGAUCGUCGAAGAGCAUUUCGGAUCGCUCGACAUCCUCAUCAACAACGCCGGUAUCAACAGGUCGUCAGACCCAAAUGCUACUCUGCGCGAGAGCUACCGAGCGGUGUUUGAAACCAAUGUUUUCGGCGUGGCAGUGAUGACGGCGAGGUUCCUACCCCUCCUGCGGGCAUCGAAGUACCAUGACCGACGUAUUGUCAAUGUAACAAGCGGCCUUGGUCAAAUUGGCAUUGCGUACUCGCCAACCUCAGAGUACAAUGCCAAGGUGUGGGAGCUGCCAGUCUACCGCAGUAGCAAGUCAGCUAUCAAUAUGAUUAGUGCUGUUGAGGCUGUCAGUCUUGAGAAGGAGAGCAUCCUCGUGGUUCUAGCUAGCCCAGGCUACUGUCGCACCAACUUUGGAGGUGGUCGGGGAGUCAAGUCUGCAGAGGAGGGGGCUCGACCUAUUGUGCGGGCUGCUAUUGAGGGUUCACCAAAAGAGCUAUUUGGAAAGAUUGUGGAAGAUGAGAAGAUGCUGACUGAAUUUGGUUGGUAA
Penicillium salamii is the source of this 762-nucleotide messenger RNA. The record is from the annotation of a GenBank genome assembly. NCBI's taxonomy places the organism in Eukaryota, Fungi, Ascomycota, Eurotiomycetes, Eurotiales, Aspergillaceae.